Nicotiana tabacum (common tobacco) is the source of this 1249-nucleotide messenger RNA. RefSeq names its product NDR1/HIN1-like protein 1. The record is from RefSeq and is a predicted model, not a curated record. Gene Ontology annotation, cellular component: plasmodesma; plasma membrane. Gene Ontology annotation, biological process: defense response to other organism. Lineage: Eukaryota; Viridiplantae; Streptophyta; Magnoliopsida; Solanales; Solanaceae.
UGAAACAACUAGCUAACUUUCUCUUCUCUUAUCACUAAGCAAAGAGAGAACCUAAUUCUUCUCUUUUCCUUUCUUUGUCUUCCACUUGACCCAUUAGAUUCUCUUUUUUUCCACCUUUUUCUUAUUGUUCUCUCACCACUAUCACUCACUUAACAAUUCAAAGCUGUGCCUAACUCUCUCCUUUGCUAAAGCUACUUGGUUUUGGUUAAAAUUGUUCAAGAAAUUGCUUAUUAUGUGAAAUAUUGAGAUCAACAUCGACUUAAGAAAAAUAGUCAUAAGUAAGGUGGAGUUUUGAGCAAUUUUAAGUUCAAGAAAUUGCUUACGUAAAAUAUUGAGGUCAACACUGACUUAAGGAGCAAUACGAGCGGAAAAGUAUAGCUACUUGUAAGGUGGAGUUUGGAGAAAAAAGCAAAGCUAAUUAAGCCAAUUUGUACAAGAUUUAGCUAGAAGAAAUUCCAAAAAUGAGUGAUCAACAAAAGAGUCAAAAUGAAGGUGGCUAUACUCAAAGACCAUCUCCAUUAUCAUCAUCUAAAAAUCCUGCCAAAACUUUGUGCACUUUUCUACUAAUUUUCCUCAUAUUAGCUGGUCUCACUUUGCUCAUAGGGUGGCUAAUUUAUCGACCUCACAAGCCAAAUUUCACUCUAGUAAAUGCUGCAAUUUACCAAUUAAACAUCACAUCCCUUCCUUAUAUGUUCACUACCAUGCAAUUCACAGUGUUAGUAAGAAAUCCAAACAGGAGAGUCAGCUUGUUUUAUGACCAAAUUUCAGCUCUUGUUUCUUACAAGGGUCAAGCAAUUACACCUCCAGUGAUGCUGCCACCUUUAUUUCAGGAUACAAAAAGCACGGUGCCCUUGUCGCCGGUGAUCGGAGGCGUGUCGGUGCCGGUAUCGGUGGAAGUUGCAAAUGGGUUGGUGGUGGAUGAAACGUAUGGGAUGGUGGCUUUGAGACUAGUGUUUAUGGGUAAAUUGAGAUAUAAAGCUGCAUUUGUAAGGACUAGACAUUAUGGAAUUUAUGUCAAGUGUGAUAUGUUGGUAGGGUACAAGAAGGGUUUUGUGGGUCAAGUACCUUUGCUUGGUUCUCCAGACUGUGAAGUUGAUGUAUGAAUUUUCUUUUCCUUUGUGAAUAAAUGACCAAGUGGAGUUAAAGAUUAUGAACUUCCAAUUAGGAAACUGAAUGAGUACAAGAUGAACUGGAGACUUCUUUCUUCUUCAAAAGUUACCAAGUUCUAAUCAUAAUUGUGUUUUUUCCA